This is a messenger RNA of Anas platyrhynchos (mallard), 1369 nucleotides long. NCBI's taxonomy places the organism in Eukaryota, Metazoa, Chordata, Aves, Anseriformes, Anatidae. The record is from RefSeq and is a predicted model, not a curated record.
CCUCCUCCUCCUCCGCCCCCCCCCCCCGUCCAUGGCGGCCCCGGGGCGCCUCCGGUGCGCGGCCACGCGGCCGGCGGCUGCCGCAGGCAGAGCGCGGCGGGCAGCGACGCAGGUCCCUGAGGAGCUGCUGGGUGACCCCGAGCUGCGGGAGGCGGCGGGGGCCCUGCCCGCCAACUACAACUUCGAGAUCCCCAAAACCGUCUGGAGGAUCCGGCAGGCGGGGGCCAAGAAGGUGGCCCUGCAGAUGCCGGAGGGGCUCCUGAUGUUCGCCUGCACCAUCGCAGACAUCAUCGAGCGGUUCACGGAGGCGGAGGCGGUGGUGAUGGGCGACGUGACCUACGGCGCCUGCUGCGUGGACGACUACACGGCGCGGGCCCUGGGCGCUGACUUCUUGGUGCACUACGGCCACAGCUGCCUCAUUCCCAUCGACGCCACGCAGGGCCUGAAGAUGCUCUACGUCUUCGUGGACAUCAAGAUCGACACGUCCCAUUUCCUCGAGACCCUGCGCUUCAACUUCGCCCCGGGCGCCUCCCUGGCCCUCGUCAGCACCAUCCAAUUCGUGUCGGCCGUGCAGGCGGCCGCGCAGGAGCUGCGCCCGCAGUACCGGGUGUGCGUGCCCCAGUGCAAGCCGCUGUCCCCCGGAGAGAUCCUGGGCUGCACCUCACCCCGGCUGCCACAGGACACGGAUGCCAUCGUGUAUUUGGGUGACGGCCGCUUCCACCUGGAGUCCGUCAUGAUCGCCAACCCGGGGAUACCUGCGUACAGGUACGAUCCCUACAGCAAGGUCUUCUCGCAGGAGCACUACGGCCACGAGCGCAUGCGCAGCGCCCGGCAGGACGCCAUCCGCGCCGCCGCCCGCGCCCGCUGCUGGGGGCUCAUCCUGGGCACCCUGGGGCGCCAGGGCUCCCCCCGCAUCCUGCAGCACCUGGAGUCUCGUCUGCGCGCCCUGGGCCGCCCCUUCGUGCGGGUGCUGCUGUCCGAGAUCUUCCCCAGCAAGCUGCAGCUCUUCCCCAGCGUGGACGCGUGGGUGCAGAUAGCCUGUCCCCGGCUCUCCAUCGACUGGGGGGAAGCCUUCAGCAAGCCGCUGCUGACUCCCUACGAGGCGGCGGUGGCUCUUGGGGACGUGGAGUGGCAGCCGACGUACCCCAUGGACUUCUACGCCAGCCAGUCCUUGGGGCCGUGGACGGCGAACCACGGCACCCCUGCAGCCCCCCGGCCGCAAACCCCAGGUGAAGCCCCCCACACCCCUCGCCCCCACGGAUGGCGCUGAGGGGACGCAGGACCCCAAUGGCCCCACUGAUGCUUAUGGGGACGUGGCAGGGGGCACAGCCCCAAAGGGACUGAACGCCAGCAGGGCUGCACCAGCUCG